CGGUUCACCCUUCUGAUUAAUCGUUUGACGCUGUUAUCUAAUGAAUUAUCGACUCGGAUUCCAUAGCAUUGUUGGAAUCAGCUAUACCAGUGGACUACGAUACCUUCCUACCUCUAAAACACACAAAAGUAGGGUUUGGUUUGCAAAGAAAAGUUUCAGAGCGAAAAUCGGGAUGGAGGAAGCUGAAAAAUCGAAGUUCUCAGAGGCAGUGGAGGUGGUUGAUGAUCCUCAGUCGCUUGAAAGUAAAAAGGCCGCAAUCCGUGAUGUUGGCCCAGGAAAACUGCAGGUAAUUGUGGAUUUUGAUGCCACACUAACGAAGUACUGGGUCAAUGGUCGCCGUGGCCAGAGCAGUCAUAAUCUAUUACAACAGAAAAAUCCUGAGUAUGAUUCCAAGAGGCAGCAGCUGUUUGAAUAUUAUCAUCCAUUAGAAUUUUCCCCUACAAUUCCCGUUGAAGAGAAGACAAAGCUUAUGGAAGAGUGGUGGGGAAAGUCCCAUGCUCUGCUUAUUGAAGGAGGCCUUACCUAUGAUGACAUAAAGAAGUCUGUAGCAACUGCGACACUUGAAUUUAGAGACGGUGUGGUUGAACUGUUUACCUACUUAGAGGAGAGAGGUGUGCCUGUCCUUAUAUUUUCCGCAGGCCUUGCAGACAUUAUAGAAGAGGUCUUAAGGCAGAAGCUUCAUAAAUCUUUUAAGAAUGUCAAGAUUGUGUCUAACCGGAUGAUAUUUGAUAAUGAUGGGAACCUUAUAUCUUUUAGAGGGAAAACUAUUCAUGUUUUGAAUAAAAAUGAGCAUGCUAUUGAUAUGGCCGCACCCCUUCAUGAUGAGUUGGGUGGUAUUGAUGGUCCUACUGUUGAUAAUGACUCAGUUAAGAAAAGGACCAAUGUGCUGCUUCUUGGUGAUCACCUUGGAGACUUGGGCAUGUCUGAUGGUUUGAACUAUGAGAACCGAAUCACUGUGGGAUUCCUGAAUAAUGACAUUGAGAACUCUCUGGAAAUCUACAAAAGAGCAUUUGAUGUUGUCUAUCUGAAUGAUGCACCAAUGUGGGGUGUAGUUAAGCUGGUUGCUGAAAUCUGUGCAACUGGAGGUCACUAAACUAUUUUGCUACUCACACCCUCUCUCACUUUCUUCAAAAGGUUCCUGUUCCUAUGAACAUUCAGUUUAUAUAUUUUUCCUACCCAGCUGCACCAUGCAGGGACUCUAUGGUGCUUGACUAGGACUGAACAUCAAAUCAUGUGAUUUGGUGUGCUUAUCAUGGUAUCAGUUAUAGAAGUCACGGAACCUCAAUUCAGUCCAAGGCUAUCUAUGAGAGGAAAAAAAAAAUGGUAUACUGGAACCGUGUAUUCCGUUUUCUUCACCCUCUUUCUACUGAUUCUUUUUUACAAGAGAGAGAGAGAGAGGGAGGGAGAGAGCUGUACUCAGAAUUUAUUAUCAUACUAAGUAAUGUCAUCUCCAUUGUGCAUGGAGUUUUGUGGGCAGGUUCUUUUGUUAACGACACAGGCUAUAAAGUU
Messenger RNA from Telopea speciosissima, 1509 nucleotides. RefSeq names its product cytosolic 5'-nucleotidase 3-like. The coding region runs from base 41 to 1093 and encodes 350 amino acids. The transcript has 10 exons. The record is from RefSeq and is a predicted model, not a curated record. NCBI's taxonomy places the organism in Eukaryota, Viridiplantae, Streptophyta, Magnoliopsida, Proteales, Proteaceae. Gene Ontology annotation, cellular component: cytoplasm. Gene Ontology annotation, molecular function: magnesium ion binding; 5'-nucleotidase activity.